ACACGCGAAGUGCUUCCCCGCAGUAACCACAACACCAGUGGCUGUUCGGGCGAACGAACAUGGAAGACCGCGGCUGAGCGAUGGAUCCCCACCAAACUGACGUCUCGUUUGAAACACAUCUCUGUUGACGCGUUGAGGGAGAAUCUGUGAGGAGCGCCACGAGACCUCAACGUCGACCCAACGCGUCUGGCAAUCUGUACGGCCUAGCCCAACGCCUCCGCGUCAUGGCGGACACAAAACAUUCUCCCGCCCUGUCAGCGGGGCCGUCCUGGUCUCCCGAUUAUUGCAUGAAUCGGACAAAAAUUCCUCGCCGAUAUGUCCAGAUCCCUUCGGACCAGCGGAGUUUGUUAGAGCGCCAGGACGCUUGGUCCACUGGCGGCCUGCCCAACGUGCCUUCAAUUGUGUUGGAGGAUGUGAGGGAGCGCUUUGUUAAGAAACAAAGGUCGGGCGAUCGCCAUGCCAGGAAUCGAACACCGCGCGAUGAAGGAGAAGGAGGGCCACGCCCCUCGCAGCUUGCAUCUCCAACUCCUCUUUCGCAUGUUAACGCUCCUUCCUCCCAGCACAAAGUGUCGGAUAGCGAAGGUGUUUGGGAAACUAUCGGUUCUACCGUACCUCCUAGAGUGUUUGAGGACAUCGGACCCGGCCAUGGCCAGGUAGUCAAGUUGAGCGACGAGGAAGAGAAGGAAAUUCCGUUGCAGCCUGCAUCUCCGCUUCCUACUACUGGAAGGGGAGCGCAAGCCUCAUCACCCCCACCCCCCAAACACCGCGCCCACACCCCUGUGCACGGCGAAGUCGAACGGGGCGCAGAGGUCGAACAACCGUCCGCCGGAACCCCCUUGUCCUGGUCGCCGUCACCCUCAGGCCAUCUGCGUGCUGCCUGCCGGCCGGAUGCGCCGGCGCUCGCGGCCAGCACCGCUCCCAGCCGGCCUGCGCCGGAGCAACAAGGCCGUCCCGUUACAAACCAUCGUCUCUCUCCGACCAGGCUCUCUAUGGACUUCCCCCGCAGCAGCAGCUUUAGCUCAGAGGCAGGGCUGGAACUUGAGGUCCCCAAAGCCAUCACCGACGUCCUGGCGCCGGUCAAUCGACAGGCCGUGCCGGUCUUGGAACCUACUCCGCCUUCGGCUCAGGUCAUACCAUGUACGAAUACCGAGCGGACUAGUCCAGCCCGGAUGCCUCAGGCCAAGCGUCGUCGACUGAUGAAGAAGCCUGAUGCCGUGUUCGACAGCCCUAGUCCUGUUGGUAGAAGACAUGCGUUGAGGUUGUCGCUGCCCAAUGCUACGGCCAGAUGCUUAUCCCGGUCGACAAGCCCGGCCGUCUGCUCUUCACCUUCGGCUUCCACUGAACCGGUUCGCCUCGGCACGAAAACGUCACCCGUGCGGUUACCUGCAGCAUCAACUGAGCAGCCAGCCAUUGUUGCUCCCACCUCGCAGCGUGUCGACAACCAAAGGUCCAGCGAUUUAGCAGACAGCAUACUGCCACCAAUAGGUCUUGCGUCGGAAGUUUCGCUCAAAAUCUUCAGACUAGCCUACCCGGAUUAUCGGGGCAGUCUUGGCGACUUUAUACGAGGCAUCCUGUGUGUCUUGCAACUUCAGAAGCGCAGAGCUCUCCCUGAGUUUCUCUAUGACGAUUUCAUCCGCGUCUUCUCGGUCCACUAUCUCGAUUACAUCCGAGCAGUAGGCGAUGACGAGCCUCCGCUUUCGGCAAUCGAAUGGUACAACGAAAAUGUAGCCAGGCCGCUUUACAUCAAAGGCAUCCUCAACAAGAGCAACAUCGAAGGGGUCCUCACUCAAUACCCGGAAAAGCUUCGGGACAUCCAGCAACAACUCGAAACAUCCGAGACCAGCUCCCGCGGACGAGCGACCAGCGAGGCAACAGGCACUGCAAGAGAGGAAGCGCAACUGGUAAAACAACAAGCCACUGAAACGGGUGCCAUUCGUAUGCCUCCGCUGGAGGAUGUGACGAGAGUCCCCUCACUUGCCAAUUACAACACCGUGCCGUUCCAGAAACCGAUAGCCAGAACAGAGGCUCAGUCACGGGUGCAAAAAUCAUAUGACAUUGUGGCGGGACCCGAAAGCAGCGUCAACACUCAAGGAUCCGACCCGAGUCAUCUACCCAAUUUUGAGGCGAAUGGGCGGCGCGAAGAAGCAGUUAAUACUGCUUCUGGACCCAUGUCUCCGCAGUAUCAGGUGGCUUUGGAGAUUGAAACACCACAAACCUCGCAAGUGGCCGACAUCAAUCGACGUAUGACACACGCACCCCACAGCAAUGCGCUCUCGCAACACAGCAACGCAGACAGCAUACCCGAGGUGGCGACCAGGCAUAGGCUUGCACCUCGGGGGGCGGCGGGAUCGUCGGGAGAACCUGGCGGAACCUUCAGGCGCCCGAGGCGGAGAACGGAGAGAACGGAGAACGAAGAGCGAGCGCGUCAGUUCAAGAGAUUUCUCAUCCGUAGGUUCACGCAGGGUUCUGCGCCUGGUGGCUCUGCAGCAUCGUGAGAUGGAUUCGCGGAAGUCAUGUUGAUCGGAAAUCAGCUGGUGACCAUGAUUCCGGUAUGGAGAGGUAACCAGGACUUUGCAGGGAACACCACCUAGAAGACGUAUGUAAGCACGCGCGGUAUUGUGCUCGCCUCCUCGCUGAGGGAUAUCCGGCCGCGGAUGUUGUUGCCCAGAAGGAAGCCACGCGUUAUGCAGCGGAACAACGCGUAUAGAGUAUCGAGAAUCAUGCCACUUUACACGCGCUGACUGGAGGGUGUCAUUCUG
Molecule: messenger RNA, 2759 nt
Organism: Thermothielavioides terrestris NRRL 8126
Lineage: Eukaryota; Fungi; Ascomycota; Sordariomycetes; Sordariales; Chaetomiaceae
Exons: 1
Coding region: 225-2495 (756 amino acids)
Source: RefSeq, a predicted model, not a curated record